This is a messenger RNA of Erpetoichthys calabaricus (reedfish), 7174 nucleotides long. RefSeq names its product G protein signaling modulator 1b (gene gpsm1b). Bases 669 to 2774 code for a protein of 701 amino acids. The transcript is spliced from 16 exons. Gene Ontology annotation, molecular function: GTPase regulator activity; protein binding. Lineage: Eukaryota; Metazoa; Chordata; Cladistia; Polypteriformes; Polypteridae. The record is from RefSeq and is a predicted model, not a curated record.
CUCUCAUUUGACUCUCGGAGAUGUCAGCGAGCACACAUCUUAAGGACCAAGAAGAACCUUUGCACAGAAUGUGAAGUGGGAACUCAACCACAAAACCCAGAAGUUCUGAUUGGCGUGUUAAAGCAUGAAAGGAGUAGUGAGGUGAGGUGACCCUCAAAUCCAAGAAGAGGAAGGAGCAACAAAGCAACAGCUGAGGAUGUUUUGUUCUCCUGGAGGACCAACCAAUUUACGGGAUAUCCUUUGGCAUCCUCGGGGACUUGGAUCUGUGCUUUUGUUUAUUUACACUUGUGCAGGAGGCCAUAACAAGUUCAUGACGCGGAAACACACGUGUGGCUGAAAAUUAGGAAAGUAAACUGAGGAAUAAAAUCUAGUCGGGGGGAUUAGAAAAGAACCUAACCACCAGCCCAGCGCUUUAUAUGACUGUCGAGCUGCAGAUAAGCGGAAUCUGCUGCUAUGGUCCCAGACUCCAGCGUCUUACAAUUUUGCUUCUCCUGCCUUCUUCCUUUUUUGACGAGCGGUGAAGCCAUCUUUCCCGAAAGGCCACUUUGUGUCCCUCAUGUAUAAGCUUGACCUCCGUGGACCCCUUGCGGACUUCACGAUGAUGUCCUUCAUUUUCAACUGAUGAAACUUUGCAGCCAAUUUUUUUGUAAAUUCUUUUUUUCCUGAAAAUGUCCACCGUGGAUCUGCAGCACCGGGCAGCGGGACUCAGCGUGGCCGAAAAAGCCAUGUGCCAGCUGGUCCACCAGGGACCCCGGCCGCGCUCUUCUCUACGCCCUCUUCGCUCGGAGCUCGGACUUUACGUGGAGAGGAUUCACAACCUGCAGAAGAAGAGGAUGGAGGCGUCCUGUUUGGAGCUGGCUCUGGAAGGAGAACGCCUGUGCAAAUGUGGAGACUUUAAGGGGGGCACAGCCUUCUUCGAGGCAGCGGUCCAGGUUGGUACAGAAGACUUGAAGACGCUGAGCGCCAUCUACAGCCAACUGGGCAAUGCCUACUUCUACCUGAAAGAAUAUGCCAAAGCCUUGGAGUACCAUCGCCAUGACCUCAUGCUGGCCAGGACGAUUGGCGAUCGUAUCGGAGAAGGAAAAGCCAGCGGGAACUUGGGGAACACUUUGAAAGUCCUGGGGCGGUUUGAAGAAGCAGCUGUGUGCUGUCAUAGACACCUCGAUAUUUCCCGUGAGCUGCAUGAUAAGGUGGGAGAGGCACGGGCACUGUAUAACACUGGGAAUGUGUACCAUGCCAAAGGCAAACAGCAGUCAUGGAGCUGCACCCAAGAUCCUGGGGACCUGCCACCUGAAGUGCGUGACACCCUCGAGAAAGCCACCGAUUUCUACAAGAUGAACUUAUCCCUGGUGAAGGAGCUUGGAGAUCGGGCAGCACAAGGCAGAGCCCUGGGAAACCUUGGAAACACCCAGUACCUGCUGGGGAACUUCACCGAGGCGAUUGCCUUUCACCGAGAGCGCCUGUCCAUUGCAAAGGAGUUUGGGGACCGAGCUGCUGAGCGAAGAGCCUACAGUAAUCUAGGCAAUGCUCACAUCUUCCUGGGGGAGUUCAGCGUGGCUACUGACUAUUACAGGAAGACUCUGCAGUUGUCUCGGCAGCUCAAAGACCAGGUGAUGGAAGCGCAGGCCUGCUACAGCUUGGGGAACACUUACACGCUGCUGCAGCAGUACGAGAAGGCGGUGGACUAUCACCUCAAGCACCUGUGCAUUGCCCAGGAGCUGGCAGACAGGGUGGGGGAAGGACGUGCCUGCUGGAGUUUGGGGAACGCCUAUGUGUCUCUGGGGAACCACCGCAAAGCCCUGCAGUUUGUCAGGAAGCACCUGGAAAUCUCCUGUGAGAUCGGAGAUCGCAAUGGAGAGCUAACGGCCCGCAUGAACCUCGAGCAGCUCCUGGCAGCCCUGGGAUUGUCUGAAAGUGACCUGUCACCCUGCGGAUCGGAGACAGAAGUACAAGGAGCGCGGCCCAAAAUCCCCAAGAGAAACAGCAUGGACAACGUCAACUUAUGGAAAUGCUCAUCUGAGAAGGAUGAGAAUGGUGACAACCAUCAUCUAGAAGAGUCUCCGAGCCGAACCCAGUGUCAUCUCUCUGGGCGAAUUAAAUCUAAAGGCUUUGAUGACAGCCAACCAGCUGAGGUGAAGAACUGGCUGGACCAGAGAGCUUCACCAGUGGGCACCAAUGACAUCAGAGUUCAAGUAACCCCGUCGAAGAUCAGCCGUGACCCAUCGGAUGAAGAAUGCUUUUUCGACCUCCUCAGUAAAUUCCAGAGCAAUCGCAUGGAUGACCAGCGCUGUCCUCUGGAUGAGCAGCAGAAUGGCACUGAGGGAGCGUCCUCCAGCCAGGUUUCUCCUCUUGAAGGUGGGACUGUGCCAUCCUCCCUGAUGACGUCUCCCCAGACAGAGGAGUUCUUCGACCUGAUUGCCACUUCUCAGAGUCGCCGCUUAGAUGAUCAGCGUGCCAAUGUUAGCAACUUGCCGGGACUCCGAAUAACUGAGAACAACCUGGGGCACCUCUGCGGGGACACGGACGCCCAGGAGCCCAGUGACGAGUUCUUUAACAUGUUGAUGAAGUGCCAGUCUGCUAGAAUUGAUGACCAGCGCUGCUCCCCGCCUGAUCCAGGACCCCGGGCUCCCACUGUCCCCGACGAGGACUUUUUCAGCCUCAUUCAGCGUGUUCAAGCCAAGCGAAUGGACGAGCAGCGUGUCCACCUCCCUUUAGACGAAUCAGAAGAUUCUAAUGGAGAACAAGAUUCCUCCCCUCCCCUCAAGCUUGAGUAAAAUUGUUGUCCUGCCUCGUCAUUUUUCUGGAAAAGGGAACCUCCCCCCUCUAUCCCCUGCCCCCACCCCCAAGUGACUGGAUCAAUGUUUUAAUAUACUGGGAAUAAACCAAGCACCAGCAUCAGCAACCGAACAAACUGGACCAAGCUUUGGGGAAUCGAUCUCCUGGUUUCCACCAAAGAACCCCGUGACUUGAUUGCACUGACAGGGUCCCGAGCCUCACCUUGAAGUCCACACUGACCAUCAGACCCAUCUGCUGUGGGGGGGGGGCGGAGGGGUUGGGUGUGUGCGUCUCCCAGCUAACAGAUGAGCAGGCGUUACGACUUUGUAUUGAAUUUGGACUUGCGUGUGAGGGACGACUGGGUUUGCAGGCUGAAGAAAGCGUUACUGGGGGUCUGCCUCACGUCCAUCUACUCCUUCCUCCUCUAGCUCUGGUUUUUCCAGGUUUCCUUCACCUUAAGUGUGUUUUGUUUCAGGAUGCGUUUACGGCUAUCAGUAAUCAGUUGGCUGAUUUGUUUGACUGUGAAAGUUGUGCUGGAGUGCAGUGGGUUCAGACAAGGUUGCUGUAGGAGAAGCACUAAAUGACUUUGUUACGUUUCCAACACGUGGUGCACACGCGUUCAUGUGGUUAUGGAAGGAGAUACUGGGCAGAAACAUUUAUCUCAUGUAGAAGUUUUAUGGUGUGGUCAUCGUGUGAAGUGUCUGUCCACUAAGUGGCCAAAGAGCGACCUUCGCUCCACGUCCAUUUGUUUAAGUCCACCUCUCCAGUACCGAGGCCUGAAAUGAUUUCUAAUGGAUUCAGUGAGUAGGAGCUACGAGUUUUAAGUAUUUUGGGGGGUCUUGUUCACCUGUGAGGGACAAUGGGAUCAAGAGAUUGACCGAUGGAUCGACCGGAGUCUGCAGUCACACGUGGUGAAGGGAGACCACUGAGCUCUCGAUUUACCUGGUGACCUACCAGCCUACCCUUUACCCGUGGGCCGUGAAUGUUGGGUAAUUGACCAGAAGAACGAGGUCAUGGAAACAAGCAGCAGAAGUGAGCUUCCUUCUCCAAGUGUCCGCACUCGUCCUUAGAGUUAGAUUGAGGACAGCAGACAGUCGGGAGGAUCUCAAAGUCGAAAAGGGCCACUGGAGAGGGGUGGGACAUCUGAGCAGGAUGUCUUCCUGGAUGCCAACCAAGGUUUUGGGGCUUGGCCAACCAGGAGGAGACCACCAGGAAGACCCCAGACGUGCUGGAGAGAUGAUAUCUCCCUCCCAGAUGGCCUGGGAACACCUUGGUGUCCUCCUGGAGGAGUUGGUGGGGAAAAGAGACGUCUGGGAGUCUUUGGAUGGAUAGAUGAAUGGAUGGAUUGAUAGACAGAUGGAUGGUGGAUUUUUAUUAGUUACUGGAAACGUUCUUUAGGGUUUUUGGUUCCUGCUGACUUGAUAGCCUCAUGCUGUUCCCACGGAUCCCCCUCAUCCCAAAGGCACUCUAUUGGUGCUAGGAUUGAGUUUCAUUUUCGGUGUCAUGUGAUAGGCACCAACCAAUCGGACCACAAUUAGGAUUCGGCAUUUUUCAAAACUCUCCAUUGUCCCCUCUUUCUUAUCAGUUGGGCCAUUGGGACGGUCGUUUUGGGUUUUUUUCUUGAGUUGGGUUCCAAUCUCCAGUGGUGGCAACUUUCCAUCAUUUUUGGGACCCUUUUUGUCUACCAUUUUGGUUUUUCACACUCGCCUCCGUUCUGUAGCUGCCAUCGUUAGGGCAAAUUUUUAAGGACCCGUCCUCUGUGUGGGUCAUCACGACGUGAUGGGUCAAAAGGCCCACCCCGUCCCAGUUGUGGACCCCAAACCCUUUUCCUGGUUUGCUCUUUCCAGCUGUCUCUGCUGCUCAUACUUCGUCGUAUCCUAUUAUUCACCUUAUUUUAUUUGUUGGUUUUCAUCUCUUUCAAACUGUCAGUCCCAGUUUGCUUCCAGACAUUCCAGUUGGAUUGUCAAACUGAAGUUCUGGUCGUGUUGAUGUAACGGGAGCUUUGCGAUGGGUCUGCGGCCAUAAAGGAGUGGUCAGCAACAUGUCUUAGGUGCACUUGGGCCAAGAAGAGCAUUCUACACACUCUUAUUAAAGUGUUGACACACGGCAGGAGGGGUCCAUGUCGUGCAGGUGGCAGCAGGGGACGUCGAUCUGAGCGUAAAUUGUCACAUGUCGAUGAUCACACACCCACUGAACCCUCACUUAUUGGAUAUUCACCUGCAUGAUCUCAGUGCUUCGGAGGCCAUUCUCAUAUUAGUCGUGUAGUGUGACAUCCCCAGUCCAACCAGUCUGUGACUCGCCACAUUGAAACAAACAGACGGAGUUUUGUCUCAAGUCGAAGGGGUGGGCUCAGUGUGGGUGAGAGUCAGGUCAAGUAGGCACCAUCCUAAAGGGCUCCAAAACCCAUCCAUGAGCCCCUCCAGACCUCCAGUACCAGAAAUGUCCACCUAUCAGGUCAAAAAGUGCAAAUCUCCAAUUGAGGGAAUUAUCAGUUUCAUAGGUGGUCACGAUGGCACCAGAUCUCCAAGGGGAUUCGGUCAUCGAUUACAUAAGCAAACACCAUCUGGGACUCGCCACACUGAAAGAAACAAACAGACGGAGUUGUGUCUGAUGCUGUCCGCUUUUGUAUGUCAUGAAAUAGGAAUUUCAAAAAUGGCCACUAGAGGGGGGAAAUCCUGUCAAAAACCCUGGCUGGAGUCCAAAAAGGGCCUCAUAGAGUCUUUACAAAAUAAAAGUUUCAUUUCACAAAAGUACUCUUCGGUAACAAUGAAGCUUGGUGGAGCACAAAGGCAAAAGGAAUUUGCCCAAAACAAUGAAGGCAUUCCAAUGCCACCCAGUAUGGGAAAGGCGCUAUAUAAAUAAAAUGGCAGAUAGUCAUCGUCCAACCUGCUAUAUCCUAGCACAGGGUCACGGGGGGCUGCUGGAGCCAAUCCCAGCCAGCACAGGGCGCAAGGCAGGAGCAAACCCUGGGCAGGGCACACACCUUCUUCCUCCUCGUCCCAUUCCCCUUCUUCCUCCUCAUCCCGUUCCUCUUCUUAUUCCUCAUCCCGUUCCCCUUCUUCCUCCUCAUCCCAUUCCCCUUCUUAUUCCUCAUCCCGUUCCCCUUCUUCCUCCUCAUCCCAUUCCCCUUCUUAUUCCUCAUCCCGUUCCCCUUCUUCCUCCUCAUUCCAUUCCCCUUCUUCCUCCUCAUUCCAUUCCCCUUCUUCCUCAUCAUCCUGUUCCCCUUCUUCCUCCUCAUCCCAUUCCCCUUCUUCCUCAUCAUCCUGUUCCCCUUCUUCCUCCUCAUCCCAUUCCCCUUCUUCCUCCUUAUACCAUUCCCAUACCAUUUCUCUCUCUAGCUUCUCUACUUUCCUCCAUGGUAUUCCAGUAACCUUCUCGCUCCUCAGGGUCUCCUCCUACACCGAGACCCCCCCCCCAAUCCCAUCUCCAUGUUUUCCUCAUCCUUCCAGUUCCUCUUCUCUGUCCCUGAUUUCUCGAGCCUCUCUACUGUACGUCAACCUACUGCUACCAUGAAGUGGAUCUUGGGUUGGAGACCGAUGGUCCCCACCUCGUCUAACUCAGGGUGACAGGGAGCCCCGGGGUGAGGCACCUCAUGCCGUGAACUCCAAUGACGUCUUUGAAGAGGGCGACGCGGAUUUGUACUUUUCGUAUUGCGGGGUUUUCGUUUCGGCACCAGGUCUCGACGGGGACGCUGGCAUCAACGAGAUGGCGCUGCGUUGUUUGCUGGUAUUUGCUCACUUUGGGCCACGUUUUUCAAGUAUUGGUAAAAUAUUUCACAAAAGAGCGUUGGGGGGGGGGGGGGGGGUCUCCACUUCCACUGUCCCAAGUGUUGGCAGGUUUCCCAGUUUCUUGUUGGAUCCCAGUGGGUUGAUUUGGGUGUUUUCUGACACCGGUCAACAGGAGAAGACCCUUCAGUGUCAUAAAGUGAAAUCGGAUCUCUGCCAAGCGGUGCAAAAUGAAAUGACACGUGUGGCCCACAAAAGAAUGGAGUGCAGAAGUCGCCACCAUUUAGUAGAUGUCAUCCGCCUUUGAUGGUCCGACCACAAAUUCUUGUCGUCUUGAAGCUGUUUUGCCAUUGGUGGGGGCUCAGUCAUUCUGAUAGGACCACCGGCUGCAUUGGGUGGGGUGGAGCCCAGACUGUCACUGGUACUUACCUGUUUGACGCUUCCCCUGCAGCAUUUUUGGGUCAAUGGGAUCAUUGAGUCGGGGCCCACCCUCUUCCUAUAGCAGCCCCUCGACCAAUCCCACCAGGUCCCACCUUUCUUUUCAAGCUCUGUCAGUUGUCAUGGCGAUCAAACAUCAUCUGCCUUUUUGCAAGUCUGGUCACAAAUUCCCAAUUUUGGAUUGAGAUCGUCACUCUGACUCCGCCCCCUUUGGGGACAUUCACAUUGUUGUCUUG